AGGGUGCAGCAGCGGCAAAGGCAGCAGCAGCGUUUCUUUCCAUGGAUUGAAGAGGAGGGAAAUCCUCUUCCUCAGCGUCGCCUGCAUGCAAAUGAAGCCGCCUAGGACAGAAUAAUGCUGGUCUAACACACUCAUCUGUAACCAACUCUUGACUUUGCGAGGGGCAGAGCUUUUUAGCUUGAGCCUGGGGUGCCAGGAAUCAUCACUGACAAUUUCCCAGAGCCUCCACAAAGGCUCAUACAGGUUUCAACUGAGUCUAACUUCACUGCAUCGCCCGGAUUGACGCGCUCACUGUGCGCUUUGUCCAGCGGCACUUGAGCUGCGUGAGACCCGCCGUUUUUUGUUUUGACGUGACAUUUCGCUGGCGCUGCUGUGCAUAUGUGGCCACAUAUGACGCAUCUGCGCCUUUAGCUGUUUUCCCAAUGCUUGUUUUGGAAGCUGGAGUGAUGCUUUUUUAGGACAAGUUUCCGUGCUGAUUGGUAUGUUCGUCAUGUCUGCGCGGGUUAACUUGCGCGUUUCUCUAUAGAGUCACACACACACACACACACACACACACACACACACACACACACACAGCUCUGCUCGGCGCAGAAGUUGGUUGGGAAUAAUAAUAACAACCGUGCUGAGCGCAAAGGAGGGAGAAAGAGGUGACAGCGGCGAUCAGGGGAUGUUGAGCGGCUAAAUUUACUACCAGCAUCAUCAGCAUCUCCGUGUGAGGAUCAAAACUGCGGGGGUCUGCUGCUGCUCACUCCUCUUCCUCGACACACUUCCAGUUUUUUUUUUUUGCAGAAGCCAGUCUGUGAAUUCGAGCCCUCUGUAGAAGCAGCUGCGUAAACUUGGCCAGAUCUGGUGACACUGUACCCUCUGUGUGUGUGCCGAUCAGCCCUGGAUGGAUAUGCGUCUCACCGGGGGAAUUUGAAAAGCAAGGGGGGAUUUUUAUCAGUCCCUCUUUUAUUAUAACCUCAAAAUGGAUGCCGACGACAGGCUGUGGAGACGCCACUGGAUUAGCCACUCUUCCACUGAUCUGCUUGACAUCUGAGCGGCACAAGGGGUUCAAAGUUUGGAUAAUCUAAAGAAGGCUGAAGGUGUAGGAUGCAGUCUGGAGUGAAGACGCUCUCCGCAGGUGGAGGUGCGUCACUCUGCUGCCUGCUGCUCCUCUGGCUCAUCUACUCCCAUCUGCUCAGAGAGGGCCAGUUGGCGGUGGGAACCUGCGAGAUAGUGAUGCUCAACAGAGACAGCAGCGUUCCCAGACGAACCAUUGCUAGGCAGACGGCCCGCUGCGCCUGCCGGAGAGGCCAGAUCGCCGGGACCACCAGGGCAAGACCGGCGUGUGUGGACGCGAGAAUUGUGAGGAGCCGUCAGUGGUGUGAGAUGGCUCCCUGCCUGGAGGGGGAGGUCUGCAGCCUCCUGUUCAACCGAUCUGGAUGGACCUGCACCAGGGGCAGCGGUCGCAUCAAGACCGUCACGCCUUUGCCCAAGGAGCCGUCGUAGGAUGCAGAGAAACGCAGCAAGUAUGUUCAUUGACAUCAACGCUACAAAAGGAACUGAGGCCAAUCACUACAACAGAACAUUGUGUCCAUACAACAACAACAACAAAAACCAGGCUCCCCAAACUUUACAAGCAGGCCUGACCUUCAGUAAAACAAAAAAUAAAAAACAACCCCAGAGCUUUUCCAAUCACUACAGCGAAAGACUCUCUGCAGACACUUCUAAGAACUCUGAGAAGUCUCAAGUGAGCAGCAUGGUACACCAUCGGCACUGAAUCUUCACCGCAGCCAAAUUCACAGACACAUCGCAGAAAGAAAAUCUCUCUGAGGAGCAGUCAUAACCAGGGCAGUGGAAUAAUCAUCCAAGUACAUAACCUUUCUUUGUCCAUGUUAUCUAACAGUAGGUCAGCAAGGGUCGUCUCCUUGAAGAUUUUUACCUUUGUGGCUUGAUUUAGACUUGUCAAAAGGUCUUUCAAAAGUCAGCCCCUUCAUCUUCUUUACUACCCCCCGCUAUGAAGCCUUCCAGGGUUUUAUUCCAGCCAAGUUUCUGUAAUGACAGCUCGCUGCUAAAGAGUCGUGACUUGACUGAGGUUGAGCAAGGCCUCACUGUCCAUUGGAUUCCAGCCUUUUAACACCUCUCUGUCUCAUUCAGCUGAGUGAAACUUUACAAGACCUCCAAAAUCUCUGCAUACACAUAAAAGAAGGACAUUGUGGAAAAGGUCUGUUGGAAAGCCACAAAAGAGACAACAGAAGAGAUGUGACUGUCUUUCCUCAGUGAACGAGGGUCAUGAUGGUGAAAUGUGGACAUUUUUGGACAACUUAGCUUAUAACUUAUGUUUUUGUAUGUGGUGCCAACAUAGACUAGAACAGUAGUUUUUGUCAAUGAACCUCACACAUCUUGUACACACCACCGGGAGCUUUUAGCAGAUGUGGACCCUUGGCUCAUGUAAAUGGUCUAUACUAUGUGUGGGUGUUUGUUAAUGCUUGUGUGCCUGUGUGUAAGUGUGCGAGCGCAUGUUUGCAUCUGUUCACGUGUGAUUAUGUGUGAGUAUGCUUGUGUGCCUGUGUGUGUGAGAGCGUGUGCACAUCCUGAGAUACACUGUGAAAUAAGUCAUGUCCAAUGCAUUAUUCAUACUCUUGUAUAGUUUUGGGACACGCCGAGACCAGAGCUCACCAUCUGGCAAAAGAAGCAUUUGUGAUUUUACAGAUGUUGGAUCUCAUUUAAAACCUUCACGGAUGAAUCCUGGGUUUGCCUUCUCUUUUCUUUCUUGUCUUUUCUUUAGUACAUACAGUAGAGAUAUUUAUAUUGGGGGGUGAAAUAUUAUUGAAACUGGGAAUCUACAGAUCUACAGUAAGUCACAUAAGUAAAAUUCUGUAAUUAAAGCUGAUUCAUGUGUGAUUAAAUGUAUUCAGAAUACUUGUCUAAAUUGACUCUAUUUUGAUAUGAAAUGUUUUGGCCAGCUGGGAGUGCUAUUUACUGAUAUCAAGGCUUGAUAUAUUUGAAAUUGUGUACAUAUAUACAUAUAUAUAUUCAAUUAAUGUAUUUUAUGUUUGUGGGUCUUAUUCCAGAGAAGAUAAAGAAUAGGAGGAGCACAAGAGGCAUUCUAAGAGAAGUACCAGAGGUGGACACAAUAACACAAACACCAGUAAGAUAUGUGAAAAACAAGAGAACAAAACAGGCGACAGAAAGAUGAAUCAACAUCUUUGUAAUGCAGCAUCUGAAGAAUAAUUUUCACCAAGGUAUUGUUUGUUGCUUGCCGAAGGCAAUAGUUUACAUUAUAUUGUGCAGGUGUUCCUGUUAAUGUGUCUACAACCUGAUUUUUCAUUUCUUUGUACUACAAAAUGCUGUACAUCUCCAUCUUAAUGUAUGCAUUUGAGGAUAUAAAGAGAGCGUCCGCUCCCGGGAGCUGUGGAGUGUGUA
This is a messenger RNA of Notolabrus celidotus (New Zealand spotty), 3408 nucleotides long. RefSeq names its product TAFA chemokine like family member 5, like (gene tafa5l). The coding region runs from base 1093 to 1491 and encodes 132 amino acids. Lineage: Eukaryota; Metazoa; Chordata; Actinopteri; Labriformes; Labridae. The transcript is spliced from 5 exons. The record is from RefSeq and is a predicted model, not a curated record.